Messenger RNA from Silurus meridionalis, 1452 nucleotides. It is a transcript of the gene samsn1a, whose product is annotated as SAM domain, SH3 domain and nuclear localisation signals 1a. The transcript has 8 exons. Gene Ontology annotation, molecular function: protein binding. The coding region runs from base 154 to 1212 and encodes 352 amino acids. The record is from RefSeq and is a predicted model, not a curated record. NCBI's taxonomy places the organism in Eukaryota, Metazoa, Chordata, Actinopteri, Siluriformes, Siluridae.
CCAUAUCCUGUGUGAUCUGAGGAAGUCAAAACGCAAGACUCAUCUGAAGAACCUCUGCAGUUAGCAGUUUAGAUUCAGAGGUCAAGCAUACGAGCUGGGAUUCGAAAAAUAAUACAAUAAAUAUCAAAGGGUUUUAAAAAAUAAAGUAAGGCAAUGCUUCAAAGGGCAAAUUCAAACGCAUCCGAUAAACCCAAACACAUCAAACCGAAGAGAUCCACCAGUUUCGGAAAGUUUGACAACUUCCGGCGUCCGCCCUCACCUUCCAAGCUUGAGGAAGAUGGAACAACUCUGGCUGAGGGGGAGUCAGGAGUGAAGAGAAAAGACAAGCAUCAGAGUUUGGGGUCGAAGAUGAAGGCAAUCGCACUGACUAUGAGGAUGGGAAAGAGACACAUCAAGUCCUGUUCUGAGGAUGCGGGUGACGACACAGACGGAGAACCAGAAGGGGGUCCAGGAAGCAGCUCUCAUUUGGAAAAAACCCCAAACCACUCGAGUAACUCUUUAGAAAGUCUCUCCAGUGGACAGAGUUCUUCCAGUGCCGUGACUGGCAGCUUGGACGUGUCAGUUAACCGAGACAGCCUGAGGAUAGAUGAGGACGUGUCCUACACAGGGCCGUUUUGUGGACGAGCCCGAGUGCACACAGACUUCCUCCCGAGUCCUUACGACACGGACUUGCUCAAGCUCAAGGUGGGCGAUGUCAUCGAUAUCAUAAGCAAAUCCCCGAUGGGAAUAUGGACAGGAAUGUUGAACAAUAAAGUAGGAAAUUUUAAGUUUAUCUACGUCAAUGUGCUGCUUGAAAAAGGACACGGAAAAGAGGACGAUGAAGACAAGGAGGAGGAAGAGUCCCUCAAGAUCAGGCCUCAGAGAACGUCCAAAAGAUCUCGACCCAAAACACUGCAGGAGCUUCUACAGAGGCUGCAUUUAGAGGAAUACGCCUCAACAUUGCUCUUGAACGGCUACCAGUCUGUGGACGACCUGAAGCACUUGAAAGAAAAGCAUUUGAUUGAGCUGGACAUCACGGAUCCCGAGCACAGACGCAAACUACUGGCUGCUUCGGAGGUCAUCUAUGACAUGGGCCGGGGCGAGCUGGACGAGACGAAGAACGAGGAAGAUGAAGAUGAAGACGCGGAGGCGAGCGACUGCCCUCGAGAUUCUGGCUGCUUCAUCCCGAAGGAUUGUUCAGACUCGAGCAGAGACGACGCUGACAUUCACUAACUUCUCUUUUCUUUCUGAACUGAGCUACGAGGAUCAACGCCUCCUCGAAAAAUUCGAAUAUUUGCAUUUGUCUGUUUCGUUUGUAGCACUAGGUCUGUAGUUUUUCUGCUGACUUGUAUUUAAACAUGACAUCCUCUUUUUUUUUCUGUCGGUCUCUAUGUAAAUAUAAACCUACUGUACAUAAAUACUCCUACUUUUUAAUGUGUUGUAAGAGGUAAUAAAUUAUUUGUUUGCACAUUA